Messenger RNA from Aspergillus puulaauensis, 456 nucleotides. RefSeq lists its product as uncharacterized. Bases 1 to 456 code for a protein of 151 amino acids. The record is from RefSeq and is a predicted model, not a curated record. The transcript has 2 exons. Lineage: Eukaryota; Fungi; Ascomycota; Eurotiomycetes; Eurotiales; Aspergillaceae.
AUGUAUCGUGCGUUCUGGAGGCCCUGUAUCUACGUCCCUUCAUUCAUUGCUACACUAUAUUCGAAGCUCUGUGGUUUCAUUGUCCGGCUUAUAGCAGAACCCCCUCCGCCGCCACCUGCACCUGCACCUACACCUGCACCCCUACCCCCAGCUAAAAUGGCUGACCCUGUCAGUACCGUGGACCAACCGGAUGAGGAAAACGAGGCCCAGCCUGAUACUGGAGCCGAUGGCCCCAAAAAGGAUACAGGAAAGGGAUCUAAACCCUUGGUCGAAGAUGAGCCUCCCCCUAGUGGUCCUUGGGGAAACAGAUGUGUGACGACUCGGCGGGCUGGAAUGAAGAGGCCACCAGAGGGGGACUCAAGUCUGAAUGUCCGGAUCAAUAUGGAUCUCAGAGCGGAUGUUGCGUUGGAACUCCAUGCUGUGCUUCAAGGUGAUAUUACUAUCGGUUUAUUCUAG